AUGGCUCCUAAGAAGGUCAUCAGUGAGGCGGCAAAGGCACGUGCCCAGACACGCGUCAAAGCGAAGGCGUUCGCCUCUGCUUACGUUGGCGCUGAAGCACCUCCAGCACCAUGGGUGGGGACUACAGACGAUUACAUUACCCAGAUGGUUGCGACCGAAGAUGUGCUCUCCUCUGUGGCGAUGUCUUCCACGGAGACCAUCCAGAACAUCAUCCCUGCUCUCUCCGAUAAGAUUGCAAAGCAGACUGAGGUUCUCAAUGCUUGUCAAAUGAUUGUCAAGACACGCGAGCUCGCCCUCCAGAAGCAACAGAAACCACAAGUUGAGAAGCCGACCAAGAUGGAGAAGUACAAAGGCAAAAUGGUCAUCUUCGUGAAUACUCCGUCUGGGCAACGCAUCAAGAUUGCCGUGUCACGUGCCAAGUCGCUGGCAUUCUUCAAGGAGCGUGUCGGUGAGAAGACCAAAGAGUUUGGCAGCAGCUCCUCGAUGUUCAAGAGCAUUGCCAUUGUCAAGAACAGCAAGUUCCUGAACAACCACCCGCGUGGCAUGAUCGUGAAUAUGUUGGAGGACGGUUGUGAGGUUGAUGUGAUGUGGUAUGAUGACCUUCCCGAUGAUGCUUUCCCAGAUGGUGAGGAGAUGGCUCCGAAUGACACCGACGCUCUGACCAGCGAUGAGGAGUCGGAGGAGAACAUUGAUGAGCAGUGA
This is a messenger RNA of Effrenium voratum, 702 nucleotides long. The record is from the annotation of a GenBank genome assembly. Lineage: Eukaryota; Dinophyceae; Suessiales; Symbiodiniaceae.